AUGAGCGACACCAGCGACGAAGAGCGCGGGCAACAGCCCACAGAUCACCUCAAGCGCAAUGGCUUCCCUGAGCUGACCACCGAUGAACUCAUGAGCCUGACCAUCAAGUCCGAGUCCACGCAGAAAGACCUCAUCAUGAUCAUGAACAUCUCCUACCGCGAUCUCCGCCGCAUGCUCAGACAAAUCCACACUUUCCUCCGCGACGAGAUCGGCGACAUCCAGGAAGACGGGCCGCUCGUGUGGCAAGGUGAAGUGUUGUGCCCGGAGGGUGGUCAGCCCAAGUUCUGGAUGAUGGAUAAGAACAAGCACAACAGCUGGCACUUGAGGUUCAUUCUUGCAAAGUGCACCGCUUUGUGGAAGGAGUUCCAGCAGCCACCCGUGCAUCAACUCGCCAACCUGGCAGAGCCCAACGAUGACAGCACCGGCAGGCGUCCGAUUCUCGAUACCUUCCACCGACAAGUGAUCCUCCUCAAAAUGGUCAAAAUGUGCAUAGAAGACAUGAAAAAGAACCCCAAACUCCGCGAGCCCGAAACAGCCUUCAAACGCCUCGCCGUCCCCAAAGGCCCCCAACACUUCGAAUCGUCCCCCAGAAAGAACAAACGCCGCAAACUCAUCAAAGCCCCCAAAUUCGUCAACUCGGUCCUCUGGAUCGUCGCCUACAACACCAAAGACCUUCCCCGCGGCGCCGGCCGCGAGGAGGCAUACCUCAACUUCGAAGACGCCCUCUCCGACGAAGCCCGCGACCUGCCGCUGGCGAGGAAUGCUGACUAUGAGCCGAAUAGUUUAGUGUGGGAGAAGGUCAAGAAGCAUAUCAAUGUGAGGAUGAAGUUUGGCGGGGGGAAUGGGUACUUUUUGGCGCAGAUUGGGGAUGAUCCGCCGCUUUUUUUUGGAUGGGGAUGA
Molecule: messenger RNA, 900 nt
Organism: Fulvia fulva
Lineage: Eukaryota; Fungi; Ascomycota; Dothideomycetes; Mycosphaerellales; Mycosphaerellaceae
Exons: 3
Coding region: 1-900 (299 amino acids)
Source: RefSeq, a predicted model, not a curated record